Molecule: messenger RNA, 1695 nt
Organism: Nerophis lumbriciformis (worm pipefish)
Lineage: Eukaryota; Metazoa; Chordata; Actinopteri; Syngnathiformes; Syngnathidae
Source: RefSeq, a predicted model, not a curated record
AUGGAUCAUUUAGGUCAUCUGCAAGCCGUGGGGGUUUACGGCAGCAGCAUGCGGUUCAAAGACCAAGAAGCCUUGGAAGUUCGUGAAGACGCCGAACGAUCACCAACGUCCAGCGAGGAGAGCAAAGAUGACAAGCGAGACGUACUGAACGAAGAGCGAGAGAGCAGGCUGGUUGCGGGGAUCGUCCCUCUUGAGAUGACUCAAAAUAUAUCUCAAAGUGUGCCUGAUGCUACUCGGACACCUCCAUCUGACAACAUCUCCACCGUGUUUAUCUCACCGCUGGAAGAAGUGCUCAGCGAGGUGCUACAGAGUCCUGGUCAUUACUUGGAGCGCAUCAGCCCGGAUGUAGCAGUCCAAACGGUCACAGGAAUGACAAACGCCAUCAUCGAAAGAGCAGAAUAUGACCAAAAUAAAAAGACCGAGCCUUCAGUCACACAAAAGAAGAUCACAGGUGACAAAAAUACGACUGUUAGAAAUCACAAGCAAAACGGAAGGAAAAAGAAGUUUGAAAAAUCCAAGGAAGUGAAAAAGGCUAAAAAGACAGAGCGUUUUCCUUAUUUCAUGGAUAACUACUGUCCUCCGGAUUGUGCCUGCUAUGGAGGGGUGGUCCAGUGUUCCGACAAAUCGGUCGAGAUGAUCCCAUACGGAAUUCCGUACAGCUCGCGCUACAUCCUACUGAUGAACAACCGCAUCCAGAGUAUCCAGUUGGACCUUCUUCGAGGAUACGCCUCCAUGGAAUUCCUGGUCCUAAGCGGGAAUCGUCUCACGGACGGCUCGGUGGAGGGUGCGUUUGAGGGUGUCCUGGCCCUCAAGCGUCUCUACCUGGAUCAGAACCUGCUGGCGAGCAUACCGACGGACCUUCCGGCUUCUCUCGAGGAGCUCCGGCUGGACAACAACCGCGUGAGGAUGAUGUCCGACUGGGUUUGGAGUUGCUGUCCGGGCCUUUUGGUGUUGAGCCUCAGCAACAACAGUUUGGGGAAUGAAUCAGGGUCGCUUCCUGAUGCCGUGUUGUCCCCCUUGCAUUGCUUGAAGACUUUGAACCUGGAUCACAACUGGUUGACGUGCGUUCCCCUCGGAUUGCCGCUGUCGGUCAAGGAGCUGUACCUCCGAGGGAACCUCAUCGAGCGCUUCGACGGCAGAGCGUUUGACGGGACGUCCCGGCUGGCCAUUUUGGACCUGAGCGCCAACAGACUAAGCAACCUGCCCAGAGAUGCUCUCCUCAACGCCAGCCACCUGGAAAGCCUUAACCUGGAGGGCAACCGAUUUAAGAAAGUACCCAGACACCUUCCUUCGUCGCUUAAAACCUUAAACCUGGAGGGAAACCUCAUCUCCGCGAUAAGAAAAGUGGAUUUCACUUCCUUGAAGAACCUGGAACAUCUCGGCCUGGCCAGGAACAAACUCACCAAAGUGGCCCCCGGUGCAUUCCGGAGUUUGAUCGCCCUGCACCAGUUGGACCUUUGCCACAACGCCUUGCGUCAGGUGCCCAGACAGCUCCCGAGGGGCCUCCACUCGGUGGCGCUGGCUCACAACAAGAUCCGGUUGGUGCCCCGGGAUGCCUUUUGCUGGGGUAGAGCGGGCUCGGGCCUCAGCGGGCUGGUUCAGGUGCAGUUAGAGAGCAACCUGAUGGACAUGGCAAAGCUGGACUCAAAGGCUUUCAGGUGCUUGAGGGGAUUCCAAGUCGUGCAUUUCAAUUGA